UGUGCAGUAUUGAACUCUAUGCGAGGUCGGAGUGGUCCGGCGCGGCAGGCGGCGCGGCCGGCUGACCGCUGUCCGCUCGCUGGCGGCUAGUGGCGCGGUGUUCCCCGGCGCGGUGCACUCGCACACUCGCACGCUGCUCUCACUCCACUCUCGUCUCGGCUUCAAAGCAAUUCGGAGCUACAGAUUUUCCCGCCAAAUUUUUUCGCGCCCUUUCUCCACUCAAAACUUUUUAAUUUUUGUCUAAACAAGUGCACAAGGACUAAAUUAUCGAUUGACAUAGUGAUGCGUUGUUUCGUUGUGUUAUUUAUUUUAUUUUUUGUUUUUUUACCGAGAGCGACAGAGGCGAUUCGAUGGUUAGCCUUGCACGAUACUGAAGGUAAUUGGACAGAAAGUGACUGCUGGGACGCAAAACAAAAUGGAAUGCUAUGGAGUGACCAGGCGCGUGUGUGUAGGCGACAGCCGACAGCGAUGCCGCAUGUCGCGGCAGCGGCCAGGCUGGCACGAUCAGCUUGCCUUUCUGCACAUGCUGGUGAACGAUGGAACUGUUCGUCUAUUGAAUUAGCUCCGAAAUUCACACCAGAUUUGCUAACAGGGACUCGCGAGCAAGCAUACGUGUACGCGAUGUCGGCAGCCGCGCUGUCUUGGACAGUGGCGCGAGCGUGUGCGUCGGGCGCGCUGGCCGCGUGCUCGUGCGCCGCGCCGCCCCGCGCGCCGCCGCGCCCGCCGCGCCAGGCCGCGCCGCCCGAGCCGCACGCGCGCUUCAAGUGGGGCGGCUGCGGGGACAACUUUCAGUGGGCCGAAAGAUUCGCAAAACAAUUCUUGGAUGCACAUGAAAUUGAUAUCCGAGAUGGUAAUAUAGAGGAGGACUAUGAUUUUGAUACUACUACGAUGGAUAAACCAACUACUACAACGGAGCCCACUACACAACCGGUCCCAACAACGGCACCACCUGUGGUUAUAUUGGUUGAUGAUCAACCUGCUUCGCCAAAUAUUACCACCGCGACUCCGAGAAAAAAGGGGAGACGUGGUCGCAAGCGAUUGCCAAGAUCUCCGCGUCGUGGAAGACCAACAAGAAAACGAUUCAGAGAACGAUACGAGUACGACGACAGAGGUUUCAAACAUCGCAACAUAGAAUAUCGUAUGGCUGCGGACGACCCUCGCUUUGACCCUCAAGUGGAUUUACAAACACGGCUCGAACGUUUACGUCCGCUCAUAGCUUCUGCAAACUUGAUGAACGGUCGCUUUGGUAGAAAAGUAAUAUCUAGCGGCAUGCGUACGAAAUGCACCUGCCACGGCGUGUCAGGCUCAUGUUCGGUGCGCACGUGCUGGCGCUCGCUGGCCCCGCUGCAGCGCGCGGCGGCGGAGCUGGCCCGCGAGGCGGCGCGCGCGGGCCCGCUGCGGGCUCGGCGCCGCGCCGCUCGCCCCAAGCCGCGCCUGCGGUACGUCACGCCCAGCCCGGACUACUGCGAACCGGACCACGCAGCUGGAUCACUCGGCACUCAUGGCAGGAAAUGCAACGCAAGCCUGGGCAGCGCAGCGGGCGGGUGCGGGCGGCUGUGCUGCGGGCGCGGGCGGCGCGCGCUGCGCCACUCGCGGCUUGAGCGCUGCCGCUGCCGCUACCACUGGUGCUGCCGCGUCGACUGCCAGCUCUGCCGCGUCACCAGCGAGGAGCACUACUGCAACUGACUGCAUCACACAUAACACGGCUUGAGAAACGCCGACUAGAUUAUAGUGUUGCCGUUUGAGAUGUUAAUACUCCAUUUACUGUGUUCUUAAUAUAUUUUAUAAUUAAAUUAUUAUUUGGCCUCAUUAUUUUUAUGUUUAAAAGUGUUUAAGAAAAUUUUUUAAUAUAAUAUGUUCGUUUUUUAAGAAGAAAUUGUUUCAAACCCAUAUAGAAUAACGGAGAGUUCAGAAUGUAAAUGUGUGUUCUGUUCUUUUCAACUCUCGACGUGGCUCUUAGUUUAGUACCGGUAUGCAGUAAGAUUUGCUUUGCCAUUUCUAUACAGUCAGCUUCUAUCAUUAAGACAGUCUUCCUUAAGAGAAUCCUUAGCGUAUGUUGUAGCCUAGUUUUGUUGCUGAUGUCCUUAAAUAGUUUAAAGUACGUUCCAAAUUUAUUUUUCGUUUCAAAGGUUUAUAAAUUCGUACGUUCGUAGUAUGUACCCACGUACGUACAUAAACUUGUACCUUAUCCUAUUGGCAAAAAACUUGUAUCAAAAUUAUUACAAAUUUCCACAAAAACGCCGAGGAUGUUUAUAAUACAUACGUUUACUAUUUCUUUAUUAUAAGACGUUUUAAAAAUAAGUAUUUGUAAUGCCACCAAAGAAAUUCCUACGCGUACAAUAAUGUACUAGUCAUAUUUUUUGGAAUUGAUGUAUAAUUUCUAGUUUAUAAAAUCAUACGUGGAUGCUUGUAGAAAUUAUUCUAAUGUAAUGUAUUUAUUUAACAUAUAAAUCGAUGUUGUACUUAGAAUAUCCACUUUUAAUCCUUUAUUUAGGCAUAGAUAAUUAGACUAUUCUGUACGACAAUAAAUGUGUGUAGUUUAGAUGUAGGUGCGUUAGAUAUUAUGCAUGUAUUUUUCCGCACAAAUGUAUCUUGUAAAUAAAGUUUUAAAAAUCAUGAUCUUAAAAAUUGUAUGAAUUAUGAGACAACGAUAUUAGAAAUAAAUAAAAAUCUUAAUAACUUAUUUCCCUUUGUUGUCUCGACUGUAAAUAAAUUCGUACUUAGAUUGA
Molecule: messenger RNA, 2729 nt
Organism: Colias croceus (clouded yellow)
Lineage: Eukaryota; Metazoa; Arthropoda; Insecta; Lepidoptera; Pieridae
Product: protein Wnt-11-like
Exons: 7
Coding region: 283-1686 (467 amino acids)
Biological process (GO): neuron differentiation; cell fate commitment; canonical Wnt signaling pathway
Cellular component (GO): extracellular region
Molecular function (GO): cytokine activity; frizzled binding
Source: RefSeq, a predicted model, not a curated record